AUGACCGAAUUAAAAUCGCGUACAAAUUCACCUAGUAAAUAUAAAAAUCUUGAUUUUAACGUGGAAGACAAUGGAGUUUAUUUAACUAAUGAAGCAAAUCGUCAUUUAUCACAUGUUGAACGUCGCUCUAAUAGACUGAAACCAAUAUCGGCUAUUAAAAUUUUAUUCGAUGCUGCAUCACUGAUAAUAAUUGCAUUAUCCUGGUUACUUCUUAAAUAUCUUAUCAAACCCGUUCGUCGAGCAUUUUUAUGUUCCGAUCUUAAUUUAUACCAUCCACAACCAGUCAAAAAAAUCAUUGGCUCAGAAUUUGUUCGUUGGUAUUAUAUAAUUCGUACAAAAGCAGCUCGAGCUGUUUAUAAAAUUAACUUUCGAAAAAAAUCAUACAAUAUACCAGAAUGGUUUGGAAAUUUAUAUAUUAUUCUUGGUGUUUUCAUCUUUGCUGCAUGUGCCAAUUCAUUUUUAACUAAUGUUGGAAAAGUAUCGGUUGGCCGUUUACGUCCGCAUUUUAUUCCAUCUUGUUUUCAAAAAUAUGAUUACACAUCGUUUUGUACUCGUCCAAAUGAUUGGAUAACAGAUUAUAAAUGCAUUGGUGAAUCAAGUGAUCUUAUUAAAGAAAAAGAUGGUGCUAACGAUAUUAGACAAUCAUUUCCAUCUGGUCACGCUUCAACAGCAUUUUGUGGUUUAAUAUUUUUGGCAUUAUACAUUCAUCAAGUUUGGUGUUAUCGUAAUAUCGGUCUGUUUCCCUAUAUCGUUCAAACUGGCUGUGUAGCACUCGCAGCAUUUAUCGGUAUAACACGUAUAACUGAUCAUCGUCAUCAUCCAACCGAUGUUUUGGCCGGUUCACUCCUUGGAACUAUUGUUGCAAUUAUAGCUUUUCGAUAUAUGGUUGCCCAAUUUAAACAUUCAACACUAGAACAAGGAGAAAUUAUAAGAAAAACGGACAAAUCCGACGAAUUUUGA
Messenger RNA from Didymodactylos carnosus, 960 nucleotides. The record is from the annotation of a GenBank genome assembly. Lineage: Eukaryota; Metazoa; Rotifera; Eurotatoria; Philodinida; Philodinidae.